GCAGGGCAUGUGCAGUUGGGCUUCCCUCUGCGGCAUCUCCGAAGAGAAGCUGCCUCUCCACCGGAGCACCUGUUGGGACUUAAGCAUCAUCCCUGGAUAAGGAACAGGAUCGCCAAGUUACAUAUUACUCAGCAGGAAAGGGGGAAAAUUUAUCAUUAACUGGGCUACUCAGCCAGGAGGUAUAAGAAGAAACGGAUCAGCCCAGACCGGGAGGCCCUGAAACUGGCAGGAUGGCCACCCCGGCGGCUACCACGGUGCUGGCCCAACAGGAGUCGACCUCGCCUCACAUCGCAAUCGCAAAUGCAGCCGACAUCUCGGUGAUUGUCAUCUACUUCCUCGUUGUCCUAGUGGUUGGCCUGUGGGCCAUGUACUCGACCAACCGUGGAACCGUCGGAGGAUUCUUCUUGGCCGGCCGGAGCAUGGUGUGGUGGCCGAUCGGGGCCUCUCUCUUUGCAAGCAACAUCGGCAGCGGCCACUUUGUGGGCCUGGCAGGGACCGGGGCGGCUGCAGGAAUUGCCAUCGGAGGCUUCGAGUGGAACGCCCUGGUGAUCGUGGUGAUUCUCGGCUGGGUGUUUGUGCCAAUCUACAUCAAGGCCGGAGUGGUCACCAUGCCGGAGUAUCUGAAGAAACGCUUCGGAGGGAAACGGAUUCAGAUCUACCUGUCGGUCCUGUCUCUGCUCCUGUACAUCUUCACCAAGAUCUCGGCAGAUAUAUUUUCCGGAGCCAUCUUCAUCCAAAUUGCUAUGGGACUAAAUAUUUAUGUGGCCAUCAUUAUACUGCUGACUAUCACAGCCCUUUACACCAUCACAGGAGGACUGGCCGCCGUGAUCUACACCGACACGCUCCAGACCUUCAUCAUGUUGGUGGGAUCCGUCAUCCUGACCGUCUUCGCUUUUAAAGAAGUCGGGGGAUAUGAGGGCCUGCUGGAGAAGUACAUGACAGCAAUCCCAGCCAACAUCUCCUACAAUAACGUGACCAUCCCCGAAAAGUGCUACACUCCCCGUCCAGAUGCCUUCCACAUUUUCCGGGACCCGGUGGACGGCGACCUCCCUUGGCCUGGACUCAUCUUUGGCUUGAGCAUUCUGGCCUUGUGGUAUUGGUGCACUGACCAGGUCAUUGUCCAGCGAUGCCUCUCGGGGAAAAACAUGUCCCAUGUCAAGGCUGGCUGCAUCAUGUGCGGCUACUUGAAGUUGCUGCCCAUGUUCCUGAUGGUGAUGCCAGGCAUGAUCAGCCGCAUUCUCUACCGAGGUGAGAGCUGGGCCACCCAGAGGGCAGAGGGCAGAGGGAGGCCAACUUGCUCAGCUCCCUCAUGGGGCCCACACUUUCCUGUUUUUGGGUUCACAGAUAGAGUGGCGUGUGUCGUUCCCUCGGUGUGCAAGAAGGCUUGUGGGACAGAGGUUGGCUGUACAAACAUCGCCUAUCCAACGAUGGUGGUGGAACUCAUGCCAGACGGGCUGCGAGGCCUGAUGCUCUCUGUGAUGCUGGCUUCACUGAUGAGCUCCCUCACUUCCAUCUUUAAUAGUGCCAGCACCCUCUUCACCAUGGACAUCUACACCAAAAUACGCUCCACCGCCAAGGAGAGGGAGCUCAUGAUCGUCGGCAGGCUGUUCAUCCUGGGCCUGAUUGGCGUCAGCAUUGCCUGGGUGCCCGUGAUCCAGUCUGCGCAGGGUGGGCAGCUCUUUGACUACAUCCAAUCCAUCACCAGCUACCUGGGCCCACCCAUUGCCGCUGUCUUCUUCCUGGCCAUCUUCUGCAAGAGAGUCAAUGAGCAGGGUGCCUUCUGGGGCCUGAUAGUGGGACUGGUAAUUGGGCUGUGUCGAAUGUUUGCAGAAUUUGCCUAUGGAACCGGCAGCUGCGCUGUGCCCAGUGAAUGUCCAGCGAUCAUCUGUAAAGUGCACUACCUCUAUUUUGCUAUCAUCCUUUUUGCUGUCUCUCUCACCAUCAUUCUGAUCGUCUCAUUCCUGACCAAGCCAAUCGAUGAUGUCCAUCUUUAUCGUCUUUGCUGGACUUUGCGCAACAGUAAAGAGCAACGUGUCGAUCUGGACGCAGGGGAGAUGGUGCAAGGAGUGGAGGACUAUGAGGAAGAGCCAGCCCAAGAGAAAGAGACCAACUGUUGCAAGAAAGCCUACAACUGGUUCUGCGGCUUGGAACAGACGGGCCCCAAGCUGAGCAAGGAAGAGGAGGAGGCCCUGCAGCAUAAGUUGACAGACACAACGGAGGUGCCAUUGUGGAGGCGCGUGGUCAACAUCAACGCCAUCAUCUUGCUGUCGGUGGCUGUUUUCUGCCAUGGAUUUUUUGCAUAGGUCAAGCAUUUUAUUUGAGAAUGAAGUUCUUGAUUGCUGAAUUGCACUGUGACAUCAUAAUCUGUAAAUUGCACCUUAUCAGACUUGAAACUCAUUUGCCAGGAGAAUCACUGAACUCCUCCCGUUAACUGAACACAUGACCGACUGUGAAUGCCGUUGACUGGGAGGGGCCGGGUGGGGUCUGCAGACUCUCCUCCAAGGGGACAAUCCACCAAUGUUUUUAAUCCCUGUUUUUGAAUUGUGUUACCAAAGUGUGUGAGCCCGUGUGUUAGAAAUUCAGCUUUCCAGUUCUUUUUCCCUUCUUGUUUUUUAAGCGUAUGAUUUGCACAGGAAAAGUGUGUAAGUUCAGCUGCCACAGUAGGCUGACUUGGAUAUUGUUUUGGAGGCAGAGUCUUCUAAUCUUUCCCCUCUUUAUUUAAAACUCGUGCACAACUGUUUCUACCUGUAUUAACUUUGGAACUGGAACUAAUGGAAAUGAAUUAGUUCAGUUAAAAUCAGCUUGAAGUGGUUGGAAGGUGGUUUGAAACACUUUCCCUGGGACCAGGCACACUGAUGUUAUUAUCAUCCUUUGUAAUCUGGAUUUACUGUGUCACUGUAAAAAUAU
Molecule: messenger RNA, 2907 nt
Organism: Pseudonaja textilis
Lineage: Eukaryota; Metazoa; Chordata; Lepidosauria; Squamata; Elapidae
Product: sodium/glucose cotransporter 1
Biological process (GO): transmembrane transport; sodium ion transport
Cellular component (GO): plasma membrane
Molecular function (GO): D-glucose:sodium symporter activity
Source: RefSeq, a predicted model, not a curated record